AUGUUUUAUCUGAGAGUUGUGAUCACUGUUCAACCGAGGCCAAAAUCUAUUCCCACGUCAUUUGUCAACCUCUUCUUGAAGUCCCUGGGGAUGAUGGUCAACGUGGACAAGAAUAUUCUCCCCGAAUACGACUCGGUUGUUGCUCUGUUCGAAGAAAGCGUGGAUGGUUUGGAAGCUGCCGAAAGUGUACUGAGGAGGUUCCUGGAAUUGAAGAAACGUCUGACCUUACCUGAGAAUCUAUCGAAACAAACGGAAUACAUGAAAGAGGUGUCCAACCGGUGCCAACUGCGUCCGAAUGCAACCCAGCCGGAGAAAGUUGAAGCCCUGCGUCGUGUUCGUGAUCUUCUCGUGAAAUACUACCGAUUGAAACCAAAGACUUUGUUGUCGACACCAGUUGUGGCGCCGCCGCCGGCUGCCACAAACGGCGUCCCUCAUCAUUCUCGAACCGCGCCGGGUGCCCCUGGAAGACUGUUGGAGGAACUAGUGUUGCCGAGACCCAAUGACCCGUCAGGAGUGGCCAAUAAUAAUUGGCGUCGCGGGAAGCCCGAGGAAUUGAUGUUGUGCUGGUUUGGCCGUUGCAACGUGUGCAAUAAGAACUGUCACCGACGGUUGCCGCAUGCGACGGCCGACGGCUACACAAUUUGCACGUCGUGCCAACGCCCGGGAAUCGUGAAACGGAUGAAGUGCAAAUUCGGGAUCAAGUGUCACGUGAAGAAGAGGGAAGACAUGAAGGAGAUGACGGAGCAACAGCGCCGUGGCGGCGAAGAAGUGUUGGACGCGAAUGGUUGUGUGGUGGGCUGCUGGUGCAGCAGAUGCCGGUCGUGUUCCGAGCUCCAGCAUUUUGUGUCCGCCACGAGACCGUCUGUGCAGCAGUGUAACAAGUGUGGGAAGAUUGCGCACUUUGUCAUGGAACCUUGCACGCAUUCGAGGUGUGUGCAGGAGAGGCUGGAAAAACGCCAGAGGGAGAGAGUGUGA
Molecule: messenger RNA, 975 nt
Organism: Notodromas monacha
Lineage: Eukaryota; Metazoa; Arthropoda; Ostracoda; Podocopida; Cyprididae
Source: the annotation of a GenBank genome assembly